Zophobas morio is the source of this 824-nucleotide messenger RNA. RefSeq names its product transmembrane emp24 domain-containing protein 3 (gene p24-1). The record is from RefSeq and is a predicted model, not a curated record. Lineage: Eukaryota; Metazoa; Arthropoda; Insecta; Coleoptera; Tenebrionidae. Gene Ontology annotation, biological process: endoplasmic reticulum to Golgi vesicle-mediated transport; intracellular protein transport; Golgi organization. Gene Ontology annotation, cellular component: COPII-coated ER to Golgi transport vesicle; endoplasmic reticulum; endoplasmic reticulum-Golgi intermediate compartment. Bases 172 to 789 code for a protein of 205 amino acids. The transcript is spliced from 3 exons.
CCUCGUGUCAAAUGUCAAUUUCGCAGUGGCAGCGCUGGAACUCAAACGUCAAAGUUUUCCUUGCCACGUUAGGUUAUGUUGAAAAAUACACUGAUAUGUUUGGUGCAGUGAAUCUUACUGAAAUUUAACGAUAAAUAAACUCAAUAAUCUCAACAACGGACUAGUUUCAGCAUGGAUUCCUACAGUUAUUUAUUUUUUUUUGUAUUGAUAACCUACACUAGUGCGACCGAAUUGACGUUUGAAUUACCAGACAGUGCCAAAGAAUGUUUUCACCAAGAAAUAAAAAAGAACACCUCCGUGACGUUAGAAUUUCAAGUAGUUACAGGCGGCCAGUAUGACGUUGACGUCACUCUACAAGACCCCAAGGGACAGAUCAUCUACCAGCAAAUUAAAAUGCAAUUCGAUUCUCACGUUUUCACCACCGAGCAAACGGGGGUUUACGUAGUUUGCUUCAGUAAUGAAUUUUCGACGUUCUCGCACAAGUUGGUCUAUAUGGAUUUCCAAGUGGGGGAUGAGCAGCCGUUGCCAGGUUUAGGGGAGCACGUCACAGUCAUGACUCAAAUGGAGUCCUCAGCACACGACAUACACAAAGCCUUAUCUACGAUACUAGAUUUUCAGACGCAUCAUAGGUUGAGGGAGGCGCAAGGCAGGAAAAGGGCUGAGGACUUAAAUGAACGUGUGUUGUGGUGGUCAAUAAUGGAAAGUGUGGCUAUUAUUACGAUAGCUGUGGGACAGGUUUUUGUUCUGAAGAAUUUCUUCACCGAGAGAAAACCUUUUAAUGUUAAGUAGUUGUCACUGUAUCUAAAUAAAUUUUGUUUGAUUAU